This is a messenger RNA of Colletotrichum lupini, 2499 nucleotides long. RefSeq lists its product as uncharacterized. The transcript has 8 exons. NCBI's taxonomy places the organism in Eukaryota, Fungi, Ascomycota, Sordariomycetes, Glomerellales, Glomerellaceae. Gene Ontology annotation, molecular function: dol-P-Man:Man(5)GlcNAc(2)-PP-Dol alpha-1,3-mannosyltransferase activity; D-amino-acid oxidase activity. The coding region runs from base 1 to 2499 and encodes 832 amino acids. The record is from RefSeq and is a predicted model, not a curated record. Gene Ontology annotation, cellular component: endoplasmic reticulum.
AUGACCAACAACAUUGUUGUGCUCGGCGCUGGUGUCUCAGGCCUGACCGCCGCCCUGCUGUUAUCGAAGAGCAAAGGCAACUCCAUAACCGUAAUCUCCAAGCACAUGCCAGGCGACUAUGAUAUCGAGUACACCUCGCCGUGGGCUGGCGCCAACAUGCUGCCGACGUGGCCUGAGCUGAACCGUUUGGCCGCCGAGGUCCCCGAGGCCGGCAUUCACUUUCAAAAGAGCCGCGUCUUCAGACGCAAGAAGGACAUGGAGGCCGGCGGCAACCCCUACGACGCGCUCUACGCCGUCGACCCGUGGUACCGCAACGUCCUCCCGGACUACCGAGAGCUCCCAAAGGACGAGCUGCCGCCCAACGCCUACUCCGGCUCCGAGUUCACCUCGGUCUGCAUCAACACGGCGCUCUACCUGCCCUACCUCGUAGGCCAGUGCCGCAAGAACGGCGUCGUUUUCAAGCGCGGCGACGUAGCCCACGUCAACGAGCUGACGGCGCUGCACCACUCGGGCAAACCCGCCGACAUCAUCGUCAACAGCGCCGGGCUUCUGGCGUGCAAGCUGGGCGGCGUGGAGGACAAAAAGGUCAUCCCCGCGCGCGGGCAGGUUGUCGUCGUGCGCAACGAGGUCGAGCCGAUGGCCACCAUCUCCGGCACGGACGACGGGCCGACAGAGGUGUGUUACAUGAUGACGCGAGCGGCGGGCGGCGGAACGAUCCUGGGCGGGACGUACGACAAGGGCAACUGGGACGCCAACCCGGACCCCAACAUUGCGAUCCGCAUCAUGAAGCGGUGCGUCGAGCUGUGUCCCAGCUUGACGGGCGGCAAGGGUAUCGAGGCGCUGAGCAUCAUCCGCCACGGCGUCGGUCUGCGGCCGUACCGCGAGGGCGGGCUCAGGCUCGAGAUUGACAAGACGACGUUGGCGGAUGGCACGCCGAUUGUGCAUCAUUAUGGCCAUGCUGGAUGGGGAUACCAGGGGUCCUAUGGCACGGCUGAGGGUGUUGUUGAGUUGGUGAACAAGAUCCGGGCGGAGAAGGGGGAGAAUCUGGCUACUGAGCCCAAGCUCUUUUCCUGGGACCGACCGAGCAAAUUUUGCUUCUUACACCACAGUGUGACCUGUCCCCAAGAUGGCAAAGGCGGCACCGUGCAACUUGGACCCUGCAGCCACGAGUGCAACCUCCACCUGCCGUUCGCGACAGCUUUCAGAAGCUCCCCUGUGCAUCACCAAGCUUUCCGAGCCUGCGCAAUUCAGCCCGUGAAGCCUCACCAUGGCCGAACCAGCGCCCCCGAUUUACCCAUACCACCCGUCCUUCUUGCGCUGGAUGCCGUCCUCUGUGGGCUCAUCAUCUGGAAGAUCCCCUAUACCGAAAUUGACUGGGUAGCCUACAUGGAACAGGUCUCCCAAUAUGUAUCGGGCGAACGCGACUAUACCAAGAUCAAAGGCGGCACCGGACCUCUCGUAUACCCUGCCGCCCACGUGUACACAUACACGGGCCUAUACUACCUCACCGACGAGGGCAAGGACAUCUUCCUGGCCCAGCAGCUGUUUGCAAUCCUAUAUCUGGCGACUCUUGCCGCUGUAAUGGCCUGCUACUGGCAAGCAAAGGUCCCGCCCUACAUCUUCCCGCUCCUGAUCCUCUCGAAGCGCCUCCACAGCGUCUUUGUUCUGCGCUGCUUCAACGACUGCUUCGCGACCCUCUUCCUCUGGCUCGCAAUCUUCUUCUUCCAGAAGCGACUAUGGACACCGGGCGCGAUCCUAUACAGCUGGGGCUUGGGAAUCAAAAUGUCACUGCUGCUCGUCCUCCCCGCCGUGGGAAUCGUGCUCUUCCUCGGACGCGGCUUCGGUGGAAGUCUUCGCGCGGCAUGGCUCAUGGCACAGGUGCAAAUCGUCAUUGGGAUCCCCUUUGUCUCGAACAACGCCAAGGGGUACCUCGGUCGUGCAUUUGAGCUGUCACGGCAAUUCUUCUUCAAGUGGACGGUCAAUUGGCGCUUCGUGGGCGAGGAGACCUUCCUCAGCAAGCCCUUUUCAAUUGCACUACUAGGACUCCACGCGACGGCCCUGCUCGUCUUCGCCUUGACGCGGUGGCUCACACCCACGCAGAGACCCUUGUCGUCCCUCCUCCCGGCGAUGCUGCGGGGCAAGUCCCCCUUCUCGGCGCUGGAGGAGGCCCAGGUGGCCAGCCGGGUGACGCCGCGCUACAUCCUAACCACGAUCCUCUCGGCCAACGUCAUGGGCCUCCUCUUUGCCAGGUCUCUCCAUUACCAGUUCUACGCCUAUCUAGCCUGGUCGACUCCGUACCUCCUCUGGCGCAGCGGUCUCCCCUUUUACGUGGUGUAUAUCCUCUGGGCGGCGCAGGAGUGGGCGUGGAACGUCUACCCCAGCACGGACUUGAGUUCGGAGGUUGUCGUUGGCGUGAUGGCGGUCACCGUGGCGGCUACGUGGCUCGGCACGGCGGAUGAAGGUGCGCCGGCCGAAAAGCCGGAGUCGAAGAAGCGGUGA